Leguminivora glycinivorella is the source of this 692-nucleotide messenger RNA. RefSeq names its product zinc finger CCHC domain-containing protein 24-like. The record is from RefSeq and is a predicted model, not a curated record. Bases 192 to 479 code for a protein of 95 amino acids. The transcript has 3 exons. Lineage: Eukaryota; Metazoa; Arthropoda; Insecta; Lepidoptera; Tortricidae.
UUGUGUGUGGCUUAAAUGCCAUAAACAAUCAUACUUAUUUUUUGUUGUCUGUGGUCGGUUAAGUCCCGCUGUAACGUCAUUCGUGACGCGGUUUAGACGCGCAAGUGGAGUCAAAGUGUGAAGAUACCUUGAUUGUUUUUUAUAUUUUAAAUUUGCACUGUGUUUCGAUUUACCUUCCGUAAAACAUCGCAAUGCCUCCUAAGAAGGAUUUGGACAAAACGCCAUACAAAGGCAACGGGCGUUGUUUCGGGGAGUACACCUGCCCUCAAUGCGGCAGGACCUGGAUGUCUGCUAACUCCUGGGCCGGAUACGGGCAGGAAUGUACUUCGUGCCUCAUCAACGUGUACCCUCAUAAACAGCGGCCUCUGCAAAAGCCUGACGGGUUGGACAAGAGUGACAUGGAGAAGGAGCAUCUGCAGUCACACUGCCAGAAAUGCAAGGCGCUCGGCCGCAACUGCCGCGGAUAUAGGCGAUACUAAAAACAUCCAAACUGCAUACAGUCUGACCAAAAAGAGUAGAAGAUGAAGAGAAGAGUGCGCUGAGGAACUGUACAACCUUGUUCGUCCGUCCCCAUUUCACCAUAGGACCACCAGACAACCGCUUCACGGUUAGUAUUUCAAAAAUACGCACUAAACGUUUCGCUUCAACGUUUCUUCGAACCGCCAAGGAGUGGAAUGCCUUGCCUGAGUACA